Leptopilina boulardi is the source of this 893-nucleotide messenger RNA. RefSeq lists its product as uncharacterized. Lineage: Eukaryota; Metazoa; Arthropoda; Insecta; Hymenoptera; Figitidae. The record is from RefSeq and is a predicted model, not a curated record. Bases 345 to 821 code for a protein of 158 amino acids. The transcript is spliced from 4 exons.
UACGCUAUAGUAGUGGUAGUAGCAAUGAAAGUGACCUUCAGUCGCACAGAAAUCAAAAUAAUUUAACAAAACGUGUGUGGAUUUUCAGAAUAUUGUCAAUGACUACUAUAUAAUAAACCAGAAAGAAAAAACGUUUCUUCAUCUCAGCAUUCACAUUCGACUAUAUCAACUGAAUCGAUUAAACCGAACAACAAUAGUUAUUGUUGACAUUUAAGAAGAUUAUAAAAUAAGAGACCACCCUCGCAUUAGGUGAGCAGAACAUUUAAUAUUGAUAAUAAUUUAUUAUUCAUGGCUGACGAAGCGGAGGAGAAAAAUUUUUCAAGCCUGGGAGGAGCAAUCCACGAAUGAUUGCGGCCGUUCUGCGGCCAAUUGAAAAAUCGCUCGGCUGCCGUACUAAUGGGUUAUGUGCGAGACAUUUUACCCGGAGGCCAAAACCGUUAUCUUCGGAGGUCUUAACGAGCUACUUGUUACAAACAAAAGAACCACCAUGGACGUCAUAUUUCGUGAAAUAUGCGGACAUAACGAACGAUCAGAGGGGAAUGUCUCAUUUCAACUGGCCAGUGGGCAUGAGCAACUAUCAUAUUUUAAGGACGGGCUGUUUUCCCUACAUCAAAUAUCACUGCACCAAAAGACCCAAACAGGACCUCACACUAGAAGACAAAUUUUUCAAGGCGAUCAAGAUACUUAACCUUGGUAUUCCAACACUCAUGUAUGGAUUAGCAGCGACGCAACUAAUUCGUCACAAGGAGGUGGUGAAGACAAACAAAGGAGAAGUGACAAUCUAUUUUCUACUACCCGAAGAAAAAGGUUCACAAUAUUAAAAUAAGAUAAAUUAAUGUUACAUUACACGAGACUUAAAUACUCGACAAAAUAUAAAAUGUCAGUAAUUUAAA